Molecule: messenger RNA, 1914 nt
Organism: Magnusiomyces paraingens
Lineage: Eukaryota; Fungi; Ascomycota; Dipodascomycetes; Dipodascales; Dipodascaceae
Exons: 1
Coding region: 1-1914 (637 amino acids)
Molecular function (GO): RNA binding
Source: RefSeq, a predicted model, not a curated record
AUGUCGACCGAGGAAUCUAAACACCUUAACGAGCGUGCAGAACUCUUUGUACGCUCGAUUCCAUAUGAGGCGACAUCUGAAGAACUUUCUGAUUUUUUUUCCAACUUCUGUCCAGUCAAGCAUGCCGUGAUUGUUACCGACGCUGAAAACAAAUCUAAGGGGUUUGGUUUCGUUAGUUUUACAGAAGCUGACGACGCGAAAAAGGCUCUAGAAGAGGCCCGCAAGACAAAGUUUUUGGGAAGAUAUCUCCAAGUUGAUGUGGCACAAAAACGUGAGAGAGGAAAGAAGUCUGCCGACGAUGAUUCCGAAGAAAAGCCUAAGAAGACUGUGGAGAAGGCCCACUCUGUUGAAAAGCGACGACCUAGAUUAAUUAUUCGCAAUCUGCCAUGGUCUUGCAAAGACCCCAAAAAAAUUGAGAAAAUUUUUGCCAAGUUUGGCAAUGUGAUUGAGGUUUUGAUUCCCAAGAAGGAGGGUGGAAAAAUGGCUGGUUUCGCGUUCGUCACUAUGCGCAAAAAGGCACACGCGCAAAAAGCUGUCGAAGAAACCAAAGCACUCAAGAUUGACGGCCGUGAAGUGCAAGUUUCAUUUGCCGUUGAAAAGAAUAAAUGGCUGGCCAAGCAAAACGGUGGAACUGGUGAGGAGGAUGAUUCUGAAGAGUACGACGAAUCUGAAGAUGACGAAGAAGAGGAAGAAGAAGAAGAUGGUGAAGACGAAGAAAAACCAAAAAAGAAAUCUAAUAAAGAUUCUAGCCGCUCUAAGGCUGCUUCUAAUGAACAGACUAUUUUUGUUAGAAAUAUCCCCUAUGAUACAACUAAAGAAGCUCUGCAAGAUCACUUUGAGGAGUUUGGUCCGGUGUUAUACGCGCUCCCAGUUUUCGACAAAAAACUCAACCAGCCUAAGGGCACUGCAUUCGUUGCUUUUGAGAAUGCUGAGGACUGCAAGGACUGCAUUGCUAAUGCACCUCAGGUAUCUUCGACAUCCCUCCUGCUUCCUGACGAUGUGGAUCCACGCUACGUUUUUGAAGGCCGUGUCCUGAGCAUCACUGGCGCACUGCAGCGUGACCGGGCAGAAGAACUCGCGACAGCGUCAAAUGCCAGACGACAAGAACUUCUGGGUAAGGCACCCAAGGAAAAGGAUCGUCGUAACUUGUUUCUGCUGAAUGAAGGCCGAAUUCCUCAAGAUUCGAAGCUAGCAGUGCAUAUGAAUGCUCAAGAACUGGAGAUGCGUGAAAAAUCGUACGACCAGCGCAAGACGCAACUUAACAAGAACCCGAGUUUGCAUCUGAGUUUAACACGGUUGGCUAUCCGAAACCUUCCUCGCGCCAUGAAUGAAAAGGGCCUUAAGGCGCUGGCACGCAAGGCAGUAGUGGAGUUUGCAACUGAGGUUGCCCAAAAGAAGAGACAGCCACUCAGCAAGGAGGAGUCGCAGCGAUCCACAAAACAAAUUGAAGAACUAGGACAAGCUGCCAAGAGUAAGAAGGGUGUGGUGCGCCAAUCUAAAAUUAUCAUGGAGGAAAAGGGCUCUGGGUCCUUGGGUCGCUCGCGCGGUUACGGCUUUGUGGAGUUCCGUGAUCACAAGACUGCUCUUAUGGGUCUGCGAUGGCUCAACGCCCAUGAGGUUACACGCGAAGAAAUUCUUUCUGGUUUGACAGAAGAUGAGGUAGAACAAAAAGUGCAAUCUUCAGACGAUACUAAGCGACGACGACUGGUGGUGGAGUUUGCUAUUGAGCAUGCACAAAUUACGAAGCGUCGCAAAGAGAAUAUGAUCAAAGCUCGUUUAUCAGCCAAGCGCAAGGCCGAAGAUGAGGCCAGCGCACCCAAAGAACGGGAACCCGCUGUUAAGAAGGAAAAUGAAGAGAACAAUACUCGCCAUAUUAUUGGCAAGAAGCGCAAGAUGCGCAAGCUUGGGAAAUAA